AUGAACUCUGCUUCUGGAGGAUCAGGAGGGACUUCAACGAGCAGUGUGGUGUGGGAGACGGCGGCGUUGACGCUGCUGCGGUCGACGUUCUUCGUCGUCGCCUCACGCUACGUCAACGUGUCGCUGUUCGUCGACCUGCGAUCGGUCAGUGAGGAUUCGACCUUGGCCGCACCGCUCGAAUCUCCUUCAAGGGGGGCGAUCGCAUUGGAAGAAAUCGAUGACGAAGCCAAUACCAGUAACGGGAGCGCACUGCUCAACUUGGGCCCCUCGAUCGGCACGAGCAGUCACGCUGGUGGGGCGGGUGGGGGAGCCAGCGCGGGCACGGGAACGGGAGGAACAGGGAACAACGGAGCGUCGAACACCAAAAUUGGAAUCUCGUCGGCCUUACCACAGAGUCCUACCGUACGCACUAAGAGACUCGGCACGAACCCGCCGAGAAAGGAAUCGAGCGCGGUGCUGCCCAGUGGAACCAAGGGCAGCUCGAGCGCGGUCUACACCCGUUCGGCGACGGCCUUGUUCUGUCUCGCCUUCUCCGAGUCGUCGAUGCUCUUCACCCUGCUGCUCUUUGGCGAUGCCGUAUCGGAUAGGUGGGUCGACGUGACAUGUUUAGCAGCUCAAACUUGUCGGGCUGACUCUAGGUCACGGUCACGCAGGGCUCGGACACUGAAUUGGUCCAUCAGCUUACUCGCCUUGCUCGGCCUGAUCGUCUUCGUCAUCCCUCUGGCGAUGUGUGUCUUGCUCGCGAAUCGGACCAAGUCGUCCAAGAGCACCUUCACACGCACGCUCGUCUUUGUGCUCUUGCCCUUUAUGUUCUACUUGGUUGCGUUCAACUGGAUCGGAUGGUACAUUGCAAGCAAAAUUGUCGUCGAAGGAUCGACGUCCCUCGGCAAGUUUAUCACUGGGCUAGGAGACGCUGCACAUGGAGCUGAUCGAGGUUAUUCUUGCUUCACAGGGGUGGUUAACAAUCUUCUUUCAAAGAUUUGCGUGCCUGGUGUUUUCCUCAUCGCCGCGCUUUCGGGCUUGGGAGCGAUCAACACGGCGUGGGAAUCGUACGAAUGGCGAAUGAUCUCGUCUUCGUCAGUAGCCGCUUAGCUCGUGUCCCGAGGUAGCAGAGCGUCCGUCUGACAGUCUUGAUACACUCCUCUCCGAAAUUUAUCAGUGAGGCCGUGACGGAGGCUCAAGUCUUGUCGGCCGAGCGGUCCUUGUACCGGACUCGUCUCGACCUUCAGCAACGUCUUCGCGCACUCCAACUCGCCGAAGGCUCCGCUGCUCGAGAGGCCGAAUCCGCCGCGGGCCAGUCCCUCCUUUCCCGAUGGACAUCCAAGAGCCCCGCCGCAGCUCAUCUCAAGAGCCUUCAAACCGAGGUCGGCGCCCUCGAAUCGAUCGAAGGUGCGAUGACCAAAGGCGUCGAGACGAUGAAGCGCCGCAAGCAAAUGAGGGAGAUGGGGCGAUCGUUCAGAGGGCGCGUGUGGCUCGUCGCAGGGUGGUUGCUGAGCGUGUAUUGUGUCUGGAGGGUCUUCGUCUCGUGUCUCAACCUCGUCUUUGGUUACUCGAGGAAUCCGCGUCAUCCCAACAAAUCGGCUGGUCCGGAUGAGGAUGGCACCGACCUCAUCACUUCAUUGCUGGCGAGAUUGGCGAUCCUGCUCGAUGUCAAUAUCGACAUUGCCGUAUGGUCGAGGAUCCUUGGUCUGAUCUUGAUUGCGAGUAUCAUCCUAGCCAACAUGCGAAGUGUGCUCGCAAGUGUUUCGAGGGUGCGUUCUUCCAUGCCUGGCGCGAUCUCCUCGGUCUACUCAGUGCUGAAUUGCCCUUUGCCGUUCAUCAGAUUUUCCGCGCGACCUCGACCGGAGUCUCGGCUUCUUUUAUGCUGCUGUUUCUCGCCGAGUUGAUGGUAGGCACACCGUGAAUCCCGUCAAAAGACCACGAGCAAAUGCUGAUCUUACCGCUCCCUCCAUCUCCGCAUAGGCGAUGUAUCUCUUGACUUCGCUCAUCUCCUUACCUUCCACCCCUGGAUCGAACGAUACAACAACAAGCCUCCUAGAUACCCUCCCCGAAUUCUCCGUCUUCUCUCGUUUAUUCGACCUCGUCUUCCUCUGCUCCGCCGCGCUCGCCUUCGUCAUCAGGUUCGUCGACCGUAAACUUAAGGUCGAAGAUGGAGGGUCGGCGCAAUACGUUUGA
Messenger RNA from Microbotryum saponariae, 2175 nucleotides. NCBI's taxonomy places the organism in Eukaryota, Fungi, Basidiomycota, Microbotryomycetes, Microbotryales, Microbotryaceae. The record is from the annotation of a GenBank genome assembly.